GAUGACGGGGUUGGCAAUGAAUCCAUAUAUACUAAGAUAGUGAAUAGGCGACUCAGUUACUCUGUUUUUGUUGUUGUUCCAGUCCCACCCCAAGCAUUCUACCUUGUACAGCCAGCCCUGAACCCCCUGACAAGAAGCGAGGCCCUCAGACAGCAUGUGAGGAACACCUGCAAGGCGCUUGACUUCAAGAAACAGAGCGCCAGACUGUCACACCUGCUCUACGACGACACGCAUAAGGCGAUCUACUGCUACAUACCCAAGGUUUCGUGCACCAGCUGGAGGAGAGUGCUCCUGAAGACGACUGGGAUACUGGCGCCGGAGCAAAACAUCACCUCACUAACUAGAGGUCAGGUACAUACCAGUGGCCUGCCGAAGCUGGCUUCCAGUAAGAAUCCGGAGGAGAAAUUGCAGACCUACAAGAAGUUCAUGUUCGUACGUAAUCCCUUUGAGCGCGUCCUCUCGGCAUUCAGAGACAAACUGGAGAGGGUGGAUGAGCUCUAUGACUUCCACAGAGCAGUUGGGAAAAAGAUAGAGCAAAAGUACAGAGGCAUCACCGAGGCGGAGGGACACGACGUUUCUUUCUCCGAGUUCAUUCGCUACAUCUCCGAGCCGGGACCAGGCACCGCGGAGCAGCGAAACGAACACUGGCUGCCCAUGCACGAGCUGUGUGCCCCGUGCUCCGUGGAGUACGACUUUAUCGGCAGGAUGGAGAAUCUCGAAGAGGACGCCGACUACGUUCUGAGGUGGCUCGGGGUGAGGGAGCUGGUUGGCAGAUUUCCAGAGGCGAGCAAACCAGUCAACGCGAACCAGUACGUCGCCAAGUACCUUGAGCAGCUCACCCGGGCGGAGCGUUUGGCUUUUUACUCAAAGUACCUGUCUGAUUACUUACUCUUCGAUUACAGGUUCUUAUGAUGGAGGAAAACGUAGGCUAUCAUAGAUCAAUGUUUCUUUCAAGUCCGUCACGGCGUUUCCACAGCACACCGAUAAUUGUUUGUUUGCAUCUCGCUGAGAGCAGCACGCACGGUUCAGACCCUUGCGGUAUUGGUUGAUGGCUGUCUCCCAUAGCUUUCCUAAUCUUUCCAAGUACAGCAUGUCUCUUAGAACAAAAACGGUAGGGACAGAACACCAAAGGCUUCAAACAUGUUGAGUCUUAUAUCCUGACGAAUUAAGCAAAUUGCCUUCACUCGUAAUCUCCAUUUCUUCACUGUUGGUAAGUCUUGCAGAAUAAAUGCUGACGAUGUGUCUCCCUUUUCCUUUCGAUUUGGUUGUUUAUCAUCAUCUGACACUGCUUACGAAAGUCUAAUAGGUAUGUAAUUGCUGUGUUCAU
Messenger RNA from Eriocheir sinensis (Chinese mitten crab), 1327 nucleotides. RefSeq names its product carbohydrate sulfotransferase 11-like. Gene Ontology annotation, biological process: carbohydrate biosynthetic process. The transcript has 5 exons. The record is from RefSeq and is a predicted model, not a curated record. NCBI's taxonomy places the organism in Eukaryota, Metazoa, Arthropoda, Malacostraca, Decapoda, Varunidae. The annotation marks the transcript as partial. Gene Ontology annotation, molecular function: sulfotransferase activity. Gene Ontology annotation, cellular component: membrane.